Dermacentor silvarum is the source of this 6265-nucleotide messenger RNA. It is a transcript of the gene Sema5c, whose product is annotated as semaphorin-5A. Gene Ontology annotation, molecular function: chemorepellent activity; semaphorin receptor binding. The record is from RefSeq and is a predicted model, not a curated record. The transcript has 20 exons. Gene Ontology annotation, biological process: positive regulation of cell migration; semaphorin-plexin signaling pathway; negative regulation of axon extension involved in axon guidance. Bases 625 to 3639 code for a protein of 1004 amino acids. NCBI's taxonomy places the organism in Eukaryota, Metazoa, Arthropoda, Arachnida, Ixodida, Ixodidae.
GCACGGCCAACAAACCGGCGGCUGCUGUCGCGGCGAGCAAGCUGUUUCUGCUGCACGAGCCGUUCGACUCGCGGCGGCUUUCCUGGCAGCGCGUGCUUCCCCGACUCCACAGCGUACUCCAGAGAGCGAUCGGCUGGAUUACACACACCUCCUCCGUCGUGCCCACCAGGAACGCUGUCAGCGGUCUUAUUCUUGUGCAACCACAGUGCUUUGAGCUUCCUUUAUUUAUUUUUUUCUCCUUCUUCCUUUUGAUUUACCGCGGUUUCCUGGAUCCGUCGGUGCUGACCCCGUGUUGGUGGUGCUGGUGCUUUUUUUGUGACUUGGGGGCUGGAGGCCCGCAUCGUCGUCGAGCGCCCGCGUGCUCCUGAGGAGAGGAUUGUGUGCAGGGCUCCGGAAAAGGGAGCUGCGACUUCAGUAUUCGUCGUCUAUUAUAGGCGACCUUACUAGGGUCGUCAAAGCAGUGCUGGUCGAAACAGCGUCGACAACACGGAUCGGAACAAUUCGGCACGGAGUAACCGCACGGGUUACAGGUCAACAUGGCGACGGCAGCGAGAACACUCGGCAGCAGCUGGUCGAGGUUUCGCCACUCGGUCCGGACGGUACAGUGACGUCAUCCGGGACAUCAUGAGCCUAGUCCUGCGAACGGAAGAGCCAGCGUCCCUGCGGCUCCCCAGACAUGCGCUUCUCAGGCUGUUCAGAGCGUGCAUACUAUGCGUCACAUUCCUGGCCGUCUCGGCGCACAUCACAAUCCGGGAGAAAGACCUGGAUGGCAAGAUGUUGCGAUUCACGCACGGGGACACAGGCUACUACACAGAGCUUCUCUUCGAUAUCCACAGAUACCAGCUGAUUGUUGGAGCAAGGGACCACCUGUUUCGGCUGUCACUGGAGGAUCUCAAGAAGCUCGAGGAUGUUGCUGUACCAGCAUCAAACACAGCUGUGCGGAGUUGUCUACUGAAAGGCCAAACAGAGGAGGGCUGUCGAAACUACAUCAAGGUGCUGCUCUCGCAUAAUGAGCGGCUAUUCAGUUGCGGCACCAAUGCCUUUGCUCCAGAAUGCACUUGGAGAGAUAUCAACUCUCUAGUCACCGUGAGGGAGAAAGUGGAUGGCAUGGGCAAAGCACCCUACAGCCCACACUCAAACAGCACCAUGCUGAUGACUGUGCAAGGUGACUACUACGUUGCAUCACCUCUGGACUUUUCAGCGAGGGACUACGCCCUGUACCGUAUCAUGGGCCGAGAGCGGUCUCUGCGCACACCCAUCUACGACCACAAGUGGCUAAGCGAGCCAAACUUUGUUGGUUCCUUUGAAAUUGGAGAGUUUGUGUACAUCUUCUACAGGGAGUCUGCCGUGGAAUUCAUGAAUUGUGGCAAAGCUGUGUAUUCAAGAGUGGCUCGGGUGUGCAAGAAUGACCAAGGCGGCCAGGUGAUCCUCAAGGAAAACUGGACAACAUUCCUCAAGGCUCGUCUGAAUUGUUCACUGCCUGGCCUCUAUCCAUUCUACUACAACGAGAUCCAGAGUGUCCACUACCUUGAGAAAGAACAGCUUUUCUAUGCAGCGUUCACCACUGGAGAGAAUAGCAUCUAUGGCUCUGCAAUAUGUGUCUUCAACAUGUCGGCUAUCAAGCACGCAUUUGAAGGACCCCUGAAGUACCAGUCCACACAAAAAUCUGCCUGGGAGCGGUCCACCACCACCAGUCAACAGUUCCAGUGCCGUGCAGUUGAGGACAACGAGAGAGUCAUUGAGGCUCAAAACUACCAAUUGACGGAUGAGGCUGUGCAACCAGCAAGCCGAAAGCCCCUGUACACUGGCGAGCUGGAAAGGCUGACUCACAUAACAGUUGACGUUGUCCCCACAAAGUACAGCUUCGAUGGAGUCCAUGUAAUUUUUGCGGCUACACUGGAAGGGGCAAUCAAGAAGCUGGUAGUUAUCCCAGGACUUCUGGAAACCUGUCUCGUUGAAGAAAUCCAUCCUUUCUCACCUAGAGAAAGGCACAUAUUCACAAUGAAGCUUCUAAAAGACACUAGCUCUCUGUAUUUGGGAACAGACAAGGAAGUACUCCGAAUUUUCGUUCACCGGUGCGAGCAGUACAGAAGUGAAGAGUCUUGCCUGGGUUCUAUGGACCCAUACUGCGGAUGGAACAAGCACCAGCUGGCAUGCACAACAGCACCCCACCUUAACCCUCUCAGCCUUGACUGGAAACAGAACCAUGCAGGCUGCCCCAACAGCAACGUGCCUGUUGACGGAGGCUGGAGUAGUUGGAGCCAGUGGGCAGAGUGUGACCAGGUUGGCAAGGACCCACCUGGCGACCACUGCCUCUGCCGGUCCCGACAUUGCACCAGUCCCACUCCAGCCAAUGGUGGCAAGCUGUGCGAGGGCUCAUCGUUAGAAGUCACGAACUGCACGCAACAUGGCCAGUGGACAGAGUGGUCUGGCUGGUCAGCGUGCUCACGAACGUGUGGUCUGGCAGUGAAGUUCCGUCGUAGGACCUGCGGGAAUCCGAGUCCUAAGCACGGUGGACGUGUCUGCCUGGGGCCAGAGCAGGAGCAAAUAUACUGCACUUCUAACCCACCCUGUCCAGCCCCUGCCACACCUGCAUCCCGUGAGAGCACCUGGUCAGAGUGGGGUGUUUGGAGUGAGUGCACAGCACAGUGCGGCAGUGGCUUCCAGUGGCGGCGGCGACGUUGCGACUCCCCCCGCGGUCGUGAGGGCUGCGGCGGUGGCUGUGACACGGACUACCGUGCCUGCAACACGCACGCCUGCCCAGAGACACGCAAGAGCUCCAACUGGACUGCAUGGGUGCGCGUCAAUGCCACAAGGGAUGGAUACUUCGAGCAGCGCUUCAGAUUCACCUGCCGUGCCAAUGUUGCCGACAGCUCAUUGCUCAGGGUUGGAAACGUUAAAAAGGAGGAGCGCUACUGUCAUGAGUCAGCAAAGAGCUGCAUGGACUCGGCAUACCUGAAUAUUGAUGGCGACUGGUCAGAGUGGGGCGAGUGGUCCCAGUGCUCAGUGCCUUGCGGAGGUGGCGUCCAGUACAGGGAAAGGACCUGCGACAACCCACGGCCCUCAGGGACCGGUGCCGACUGCCAGGGUCCUUCCAAGGAGGAACGGGACUGCAACAUCCAUCAGUGCCAGAAGCCUGAGGAAGAAGAAUGGACUGAAUGGUCUGUGUGGUCACUGUGCGACCACAACAACGAGCAGCAUCGUCGACGAACAUGCAUGAUUCUUGACCCUAACCCAACUCAGUGCAGAGGAUCAACUCGUGAAAGCCGCAUGUGCAUCGCUGGCCAAGAGACAGUUGCCGUUCUACCUAGUCUGGAGGAGCAACGUGACAGCGGAGGCAGUGGAAUCCGAACAGAGCACCUGGUGGGAGCCUGCAUCACAUGCCUCGUUCUGGGUGCACUGGUGGGAGCACUGGCCAUGUACCGCUAUACCAAGCGGCACCAGAGCCGCGACCCCCUGGCGCCAAAACACCUGGGGACACCACUGGUACAGGCCGAGGGCAACACUUACGUGCCCCACUCCCAGUACAAGAACAACUUCUCCACUCUGACCACAUCACCCGGAGGAAAGUUUCAAAAAGAAGCUACUAUCAAACGGAAUGGCUUCAGGGCGCAGAUACACUCUGACCACAAUUUCUGAGGUCACAGGAGAAAGCAAGUGGUCAAAGAGAAACUUCUGCUGCACUUGCAAAAACACCAUGCUGUGGACAGACCCGUAGCGGACAAGAUUACAGCUUGUGACUUGCUAUGCGAAGUGGAUCUGUUUGGGCUCAUCCUUUUGAGUGAAACGGCAAGGGUUCAAGAUGCAUAAGCUGAGUGAUGCUUGCAGGCAGUGAAGAUAUCUUAUAUCAGUCCUCAAGACUUGUAAAGAAAAGGAUGCCAUAUUGCACCAUGUCACUGCAACCACGUGGAAGUUGUGAACCUGCACUUCCAGCUCACAUUUCAUGCGGCGCAAAAUGUGCCCCGACAGUGAGCAGCCAAACAUGUGCUCAGUGCACACGUGCCUUAAAACGAUGCGAUUCCAAAGCCCUCAACAUAAAUUUUGCUUGAGGCCUUUUCUUCCACAACCAGAGUUCCCUGAAAAGUGAUACAGUUCACUGCUGACACGGCUACAAUGCCACACCUGCAAUGAAGUGCCUUUAAAUGAUAUUUUGCUUGCCGUGAUAAUCAUCAAUAUGUAUAGAGCCAGAAAACUGUUUGGUACAGAGGCGUCGAAGCCUAUGGCUCAAGCAGAACUCUCAGCUUCAAACAAUCUGAAUUGUGUCCUUCCACCAUCAGUGUUCACGGGCAAUGUAACACCCAACUCAAGGAGUGCAGAGAAAUCACCCAAUGAAAUAAAAAGUGACAGCAGUGACAGAAAAGCACAGGUGUGGUCAAGCAUCAUCUAAGCACUUGGUGUGCCCCUCCAGCUGCUGAACUAUUCACCGAGUGAGCAUUGUACAACACAGUUCCUGAGAAGCAGACAACUGUGAACUGCAAAACAUCACAGCCAAACCAUAACAGUGUAUCGUGAAGAACCACUGACGAAGUGAACUAAAGGGAUGUGCAGAAACCUUGUCCUAUAUUUUCCUGCAAGUGCAUGCAACGCCACAGCAGUCUCAACAGAGAGGAACACAUAAAUAGCGUAUCAAGAAUUAUAUGUGCGAUCGUUGCUUCUUGGACCCAAGGUGCAUUCAAUCUGUGCUGUAUGAACCAAGACUAUGAGGACAAGAUUGACAAUGCAGGAAACUACACUGUUGUGACUUGAGAACAUGGGACAUAAAGCAUUGUGUGCUACAUGAUCACGUCAAGCCCACAAGCACCACGCGUAUGGUGCUGUUAGUGUUUGAACUGCUGAGUGCGUAACAAAGAAAUGGUACACCAGUGACACUACACAGGCUUACAGGAGUGGUGUGUUUUAGUAGGGCCUCAGACUCAUCUUUUCAGCCCGACACCAAUGUCUUCAGUUCAUGUCUGCAUUUCUGUUUGUGUUCAUAAGACGCUUGUGCACUAAUUUGUGAGGACGUGGUGAACAACAAGAACUGUGUCUGUGACUGCUUGAUCGUGUUCUUGAACUUGAACUGCAGUGGACAGUGCAUAGCACUUCAUGUGUCUUACCAUCAACAGUUGUGUCUGUGUCUCUAGAAUGGGAAAGUAUAUAUAUAUAUAUAUAUAUAAAAACAAAAUACUAAAUACAUUAACAUGUCAAUAAUACACACUAAGUCAGCCAUUUGAUGUGAAGUCUUAUGCAAACCUUCGAUGACAGUGUAUGUGUGCUUGAUAUUCAAUUUUAACAUCAGCAGUAAUUGCAUACGCCUUAAAGCAUUUUUGUGUCCCUAUUUUCAACCUUACUUUGGGAGCUGUGCUCAAUCUAAGAAGGUUAAUUACAAAGACAAGCAACGAACUUCUCUCUGCAAGAAGAUAAAGAAAAAUAAGUACCAAUUCAACUAGAUUCCAUAAAAAUUUCAAAAUGCCUCGGCUCCGGCAAAGUAAACUUAAGUUUCAAAUGCAGACCUUGCAGUAUGCUUGGCUCUUUAACAGCCAGUCUGUUUGCUUACAUUGAAAGUGAGACCACGCCCUAUUAACUAAUCCUUCCUUCACUUGGGACCAAUACUGCAUUUGCAUUUGUAUAUAGUGUGUGCUUGUAGAUAUGCUUAGCUGUAAAUCAUCUCAGCUCAGCUGUACAGAUAGUUGGUUAUGUGGCAAAGAUGGAAGUUUAUAUACUAUGAGACACACACAAAACGUUAUUGAACUUACGCUUGUGACAGAUGUGCCAAAACAAUUUUUUUAUCACUUUUACAUUUAAUGUUCUAUAGUAGACUGGCAGUUAUAUGCGACUUCAGGGUGCAUUUUGGCAUGCUAUUUAUGACACAAAAAGCAAAGAUGUGAUCACUUUAUCCAAAAGUGGUUUGGCUAACACAUCAGAGAGCAUUCUCUCAGAUAUAUUUGGUGCCCAUGAAAUCCAUGUUUGCUCAUGUAAGUGUUUUAAACAUUACAGCACAUUAAUUAUGUAGUUUGUGAACAACACUGAAACAAGAGACCUUAUUUAAAUUUCAAAGAACCAUCUGUCAUCAAAACAUGCACUUCUGCAGAAUGUCUGCAAAGGGACAUCUUUGCUGUAUGAGCCAGCCAAAAAGUGAAUACAAUCUCCUGCUUGCAUUUGUCUUGGUAUCACAUGUAACCAGGAUAGUAGUGUCUCAUACUGCCUGUCAGUUUUACACCUUUGAAGAUGUUUUUUUUUUUUUCUUUUUUUUUAUGAAUGUGUCCUACUAAAGACAUCAGAACAA